Dendrobium catenatum is the source of this 633-nucleotide messenger RNA. RefSeq lists its product as uncharacterized. The record is from RefSeq and is a predicted model, not a curated record. Lineage: Eukaryota; Viridiplantae; Streptophyta; Magnoliopsida; Asparagales; Orchidaceae. The transcript is spliced from 4 exons. The coding region runs from base 1 to 633 and encodes 210 amino acids.
AUGAGCGACCCGUCUCAUGGACAUGUUCAGGACAUUAGAAAGUCCGGGCAGUGUCCUCAUUGGAUUGGAGAGGGCGUUUGGGCUGAUUUGAGUAGUGCUUGGGCGACCCCUGAGUUUAUAAAAAUGAGAGAGCAGAAUAAACAGAACAUAGCCUCUGACUGUGGUGGUUUAGGAAGCUCUCUUCAUACUGGUGGAUCGGUACCUCAUACGGAACAUAGGCGGCGACUGCGGGUUGAUGAGAAGGCUAAGAAGGCUCAUGAUGAUUUUGUACGAGCUCGAGAAAGCCACCAGUCCACUGGCGAGGGGUCAUCUUCAGGAUCAGCUCACACUUUUGAGUAUCAUACUUGGUCUGAUGUUGUUGAUGGAAGACAGAGGGGGCAGAUAUAUGGCUUAGGUUUGCAGGGCUAUGCUUAUGAGAGCAGUUCAUCUACCUCAGCAUUUUAUGAUCCAAGUGGAGCUGAAGAAACUAACGCCGACGGCAUCCGGCGGUCUUCCGAUGAAAGACCGACGGGCUUGACCGCUGGUCGUACCGGCGGCCGGCACUGCCGGUCGCCGUCGGUAUAUUACCGGGGGUGUACCGACGCUUUGCCGGCGGUGUAUCGGGCGUUUGCCGGCCGCCGUAGUCGCCGGUAA